CUCCAUGGCAGACUACGUGUGGGUUAACCCCGCCUCCUCUCCUACUAUAGGACCCCCUACCCAUAAAUUUGAGCUCACCUCCAUGGACGGUGUUCCUUUUUUGUCCUCCUCACAGGGACCACACUUCACGUCUUCUCUGUGCAUGUCGUUCGGAUUGGUACCAGCUGUGCGGUGCACCCAGGGCCCAGCUAUGAGCGGGCGAGCGGUUUUGGGCGAUAAGGAGUACCCCUAUGGUGGAAGGGAGGUAGCCCAGGGUACCAGGAGGAACGUUUUGGUCGGCUGGCAAGGUCUGAAGUUUUCAUCUCUUUUGUCACAUGGCAGACAAGUUUUUAUAUGUCCGUUUUUUUGUCCCUUGUCUUGUCUGUGCCUGCCUGUUUAUUAUUGUUAUUUCCCCCAGGCUUCUCUGGCGUCCUGUGGAGCGCUUCUGCGCUCCAGGACGCCAUUGUACUUGUACCAGGGUGGGCGGAUUGCCGUACGUCUGCGCAUGCGCGAAGCCGCGGUGAAACCGAGGCUUGGUUUUCGCGCAUGCGCAGUACGUCCGGUCUCUUCGGUGCAGGCGCGCAUCUGAGGACCGGCCGUGACGUCAUUCCGGCGGGGAAUUUAAACCGCCGAGGUGCCCUAGACAGGUGGGAUAACCUGUGGGCAAGUCGGCAGCAUCCCGGAGCCUCAACGUCCUUAGGGCAAGCCUAAGUGUCUGAUAUCAUCGGAUUAUCUUGGUUCGUUGUGUCAUCAUGGAAUCAUCUUCACCGCCGUGUGGCCAGCCCUCCCGCACAAGGUAUGUGGUCACCUUCCCCCCCCCCCUUUUCUGUCUAUACUAUGUGUAUUACAGCCCGGCUAGAUCUGUUCAUCGGUUACAAGAUAGGGACCUUGCCAGGCCGCAGCACCGUCAUUCAUCAUCCAGGACCAGACGUGACUCUCCGUCUGGAUCCCACCAUCACAGGGGUCGCUCACAUUCCUCCUCAAGUCACCGCUACCACCACCGCGAUAGUCGCUCUGACCAUAGAGCAUGCUGGGGAUGUAAAACCAGAAUCCCGGAGGGGAAAUCGCUAUGCGAUCCAUGUUAUGCUCGAGCGGUCGGUGAGAAAGAGACGGAAAAACAAAAUCUAGAGUCUCUUGUUAAACGUGUGGUGCAACAAUCCAUGAAAGAUUUAGACACCCCCCACACGAGGAGCCAGUCCACCAGCUUUUCUGGCUCCCUGGCUGACGUGGCCCAGGAGGAUCCCGGUCAAUUCCAGCCUCAUGAUGCCUCCCAUGACUCCUCGUAUAGCGAGACGGAGGGAGAUGAUUACUCGGUGGGUUUUGACUACGCUUUAGUCUCCCCAUUAAUUAAAGCGGUCAAGGAGACCCUAAAACUGGAGGAUACUGCUGCUCCCCCAGAGAAACAGAGGAAACUGUUCAAACAACUGGGAAAAGAACGUUCCAAUUUUCCACUUUCCUCCGAACUGAAAGAUAUGUUUGAGGAAGAAUGGAGCAAAGGGGAUAAAAGAGUUUCAAUGUCAAAUAAAACUUCAAAACUUUAUCCUUUCAAAGCUGAGGAUAUUAAACACCUGGAAAAUGCUCCCCUUGUGGAUGCAGCAGUAAUGCGCCUGGCGAAACAUGUCACUCUUCCGCUAGAAGAUUCAGUAUCCUUUAAGGAUGGCCUGGAGCGCAAAAAAGAUCAAGAUCUUAAAAGGAUCUAUAACAACUGCAAACCAGCCUUGGCAUUGGCAGUCACGUCCAAAGCUAUGGAAGCCUGGAUUGAAAAUGUGGACUCAGUUCUGAAAGGAGUGUCAGAAGAUCUAGCUCAAGGAUCGGCAGUUCAAGAGCUUAAAAUGGCAGUUGCCUUUUUGGGGGAGGCAUCGAUUGACCUUGUUCGCCUGAUGGCCAGAACAAUGUUGUCGUCAGUCACGGCCAAGCGGGCUUUGUGGUUGCGCCCCUGGCUUGCUGAUCCAGCCUCUAAACAGGCAUGGUGUAAAAUUCCAUUUGAAGGGGCAUCAUUGUUCGGUAACAAAUUGGAUAAUGCCAUUUCUAAGGCCACAGGUGGGAAGUCGGGGUUCCUCCCCCAGGACAGGCGUCCAUUUAACCAAAGACGACCUCGACGUAGGCGCAGUACAGAGCGCUCGAGGGAAGCACGCUCCUAUAGACCAGGCCAAAAUUUCAGGAGAAACUGGAACUGGAAUCGAGGACAAUCUUCCUUUCAGAAGUCCGCCAACAAGCAAACAUCUGGUGGGCGCGAGCCAACAAAAUCUUUUUGA
This is a messenger RNA of Rana temporaria (common frog), 2234 nucleotides long. Its product is annotated as lamina-associated polypeptide 2, isoforms alpha/zeta-like. Bases 732 to 2234 code for a protein of 500 amino acids. The record is from RefSeq and is a predicted model, not a curated record. The transcript has 2 exons. Lineage: Eukaryota; Metazoa; Chordata; Amphibia; Anura; Ranidae.